AACAAAUAAUCGCACACCCCCAACGAAGAGCAACUGCCAGCCCCAGCCGUCGACAACAAACAAGACAACAAGAAGCAAAGAACAAGCGGCGAUGAACCUGAAAGAGGCACUGGCGGCACUGCCCGAUGAAGACGCUGCCAAGGAGCUGGAGGAUGCACUGGUGAAAGAGGCAAACUUGCAGCAGCUCGAGGAAGCCGGUGCAGUGGAUGCGCUCGUGCAACAUGUGCUGUCAAAGGAAACAUCCGACGCCGUCAAGACAUCCCUUGCAGCGUGCUUGAAGACAAUUGGCGAACAAGGCAGCAAUGGCGCCUCCUUGGUGGCAAACAGAUUCUUUGAAAAGCCCGAAGCUAUUGUGGAGACUGAGAAGGGGGCAUUGCUGCUGUUUGACAUCUUGGAUGUCAUCCUGCACAUUCGCACACUCAAGCGCCAGCUGACCAAUUCCGACAGCACAUGGAAGGCAUUGUUGCAACACAAGAGCGACGAUGUGGUCAAGAAGACAUGCACAAUGCUCUCAUCCCUCACGGCUGUGGAGGUAGGAACACGCCUCCCCCUGCUCAUGCACACACCACCAAAGCUACCAGUUUGCGCGUCCAUGUGUCAAAGUGUUGAAACGCUGCAAGCGCUGAUCAAGGCUGACCCCAAGAACGACGUUUGGACAGACGAGGGCGGGUUCCUGAAGGCGGUGCACGCGUCUGUACUCUCUGAGAAGCAAAACUGUGGCGACAUGCUCACUGCCCUCGAACUCCUCACAGACUCAAGCACAGAGAUGACGGCGAAGAUGCUCAAGUCGGCGAUGAUGGGCAAAAUCAUCCGUCUCAUCGGCAAGGCGCCGUUCAUCCACACCAGGAAACUCGCACACGUGCUGUGUACGCUGAGCGGUCUUGUUUGGGAGGAGGAGCAUCGCGACACCAUUGUCACGCUCGUCACUGAUGUCCUUCCUGGCAUCUUCACAAACUUCAGCGUCGCCAACCCCGCACACGCCCAAUCGCAGGAGGAGCUUGCGCGUGCGCUGGUUGCUGUGACAACGACAGAGAGCGGGUGCCGGGCGGUGUUGAAAGGCGAUACGCUGAAGCGCAUGCUGCCACUGCUGGAAGCAAACCACGCCAUCAAGACGACCCUUGCGCAUGCGGUGUGCAAUCUCGUGACGAUGGCGACGACGUUUGGACUGGACGCAUCAUCCGCUGUGCCGAGUUUGAUGCGCCUCGUCACGCAGGACCAAAACAAAACGCUUGCGACACGGGCUGCAUGUGCACUCUCUGUCGCCUCAAAGGGCAUUCUUGAAGAGUCACUUCUUCAAUCUGUCAUGGGCGUCCUCACACAAGCACUCAAGGAUGCCACGGGCGAGCAGAAGGAGAAACAGGAGGAGAAGGAGGAGGAACAGAAGAAAGCCGGGCCCGCGGCGCUGUACGCUGUUGCGCGACACACGCUGGUGGCGAGCUUGGCAGACCUGUGCUACUCCGACAUCGUGAAGGAGAUUGUCAGGAGCGGUGUCGUUCUUGCACUCGUCUUCAAGGACUACAAGCCUGGAGAGUGCCGGUCGCUCGACAUUGCUGCUGCUCGCCUCCUCUCCCAGCUCUCGUUCAUCUGCAGCCUCAAGUCAGACCUCAAGCGAGAUUUCCUCCCGGAGGUCGAGGCGCUGGAGAAGUCGACGGCUGACGAUGAGGCUGUUGCAAGUGAAUUCUACCCAUCCCUCUUUCCCGCAAGUCUUCAACUCUUCCUCUCACACUCAGACCAGGAACCGCCGCUGACAUCCAAACACGCGCUUGUCGUCGCGUCAAAUGAUGGCGAGGCGAUACAACAGAGUGUCGAGGCAAUCGCUGUGGCGCAUGACAUGCACGCAGAGUCGCUCAUGCCAAAGAACAGGCCGACACCCGCGGAAGUGCAGGCGCAAGCUGCAGCGUGCUCCGUUGUGCUUCUCGUGGUCACCAAACAGCUGCAGCACUGCCUUCCUUGCCGCGCAUACACAGAGCUUGCGAUGAAGAUGAAGAAGCCCGUGGUUGCGCUGCAGCAGCUGCCGUCCCCGUAUUCGCCCUGGGUGAUGCGUGCACUCGCCCGCCGCAACCGACCCCAUCCUCAAGGAGAUGAAGACCCCGACGCCAUUCACGGCUCCGCCAGCCACUUCGCCUGCUGACGGCAGCGCGCACCACCACCAUCACCACCAGCAUCAGCACCAGUCAUCACAGCCGCAGCAGGACAACGUCAACGUCAACGUGAAGGCGCUCGUGCAGGAGUCCCUCAACACGUUUGUGUCGCAUCUGAAGAGUCAUCAGCAGAAGCUUGAAGCGCGUUUUACCGCUGUUGACGACCGUCUCGCGCGACUCGAGAAGAAGAUGGGAUACAUGGAAGGGACGGUGCAAAUGGGAUUCCGAAUGCUUCUGGAAGAUGUUGAUGGCGAGCAAGCAGACGACGAUGACGACGAGGAUGAGGACGAUGAUGAUGGUGCCGACAAGAAGGCGCCAAACGGAAAGAAGGAAUGAGCUGCAUGCAACAUGGGACAUACACACGCUCUUGUGUUGUGAUGUCGCCUGUCGUGGAUGCCAGCUGUGUUCUUAGUCUGCAGACUGUUACAGUGGCAGUGUAGUUGCAUCUUUCAUCAUCUUUCACCCUCUUCCUCCGCCGCCGUCAUGGGUGACACUUGGAGGAGAGGCGUGUCCUUUCCUCUCUUGAGAUCCAUGUUCCAGCGUUUUGUGUCGUGUCAUGUUUUGUUUGAUUAAGCCGUCCUUCAUUCAUUCAGCAAUACAGACGACCACAC
This is a messenger RNA of Salpingoeca rosetta, 2752 nucleotides long. RefSeq lists its product as uncharacterized. Lineage: Eukaryota; Choanoflagellata; Craspedida; Salpingoecidae. Bases 92 to 2131 code for a protein of 679 amino acids. The transcript is spliced from 22 exons. The record is from RefSeq and is a predicted model, not a curated record.